AUGUCGUCCGUGACGUGCGUCUUCGAGGACCGUUUCGUGGUCAGGUCCAUCGACAACUCUAAAUUCGAGCGCGUGUCGCGAAUCAGCGCAAAGAGUACGGGUUUCGACGCAGAGUUGCUGCUGGACAUCAACAGCGACAUCUUCCCGGUAAAUGUCAAAUCGCUGCUACACAUCCUCAUCACCAACAACCUUCUGCCAAGCGGCUCGGACGUCAACCUCAGCGACUUCAACGAGCUCCCUUCGUUGAUGCGUGACUACGAAUACGCGAUGUACGGAAAGAUUUUCAAGUUCGAAGAUGUGUCAUCGGAGAGCAGGACCAUCUACGCAUCGUUUGGCGGGCUGCUGAUGUCGCUCACUGCAGACAAGCAGGUGGUUGCCGACCUGGAGCUGGACAUGCGCAUAUACCUCAUGGCACGCCGCAUCACCGCAGCGCGAUAG
Messenger RNA from Babesia ovata, 438 nucleotides. Its product is annotated as RNA polymerase subunit. Gene Ontology annotation, biological process: DNA-templated transcription. Gene Ontology annotation, cellular component: RNA polymerase II, core complex; RNA polymerase I complex; RNA polymerase III complex. Bases 1 to 438 code for a protein of 145 amino acids. The record is from RefSeq and is a predicted model, not a curated record. NCBI's taxonomy places the organism in Eukaryota, Apicomplexa, Aconoidasida, Piroplasmida, Babesiidae. Gene Ontology annotation, molecular function: DNA-directed RNA polymerase activity. The transcript has 3 exons.